AUGAUAGAGAAGUUGAAGGAACUAUUCCAUAAACUAGUGAAGAGCACAGACAGGGCUGAGAGGGCUGGCUAUGGCUCACGCACUGAGACAUACAGUGGUGAACACAUUGGGAACUGUUCGCUACGGCGAGAGCAGAGACACACAAAAACCAAGAUUUCGUUCACCGAAAACGCCACCAAGAAUUACACCAUUCCUUCCACUAAAUCUUCAGGUGGUAUCAAGUCUUGUCAGUUGGAUUAUUUGGUGCACCCGUUGGACAGGAAUAUAGCCGGCAUUUUCCAUGACUGUAACAAGAAGUUAUAUGACAGUUUAGCGAACCACCAGAAGAUUGCACCCAUAGAUUCAUUUUGGCUCAAUUCCGGUCACAUCACACAUUGCCUUCUCUACAUCGAUAAAGGCUUGUCUCGACAACAGUUACAAGACAUCAUCUCAACCAGACUUCUCAGUCGACCAGAACUCAUAAGAUUCAGGUCUCGUCUCAUCUAUAAAGGCAUCUCUCGGUCUCCCUACUGGAAGAUUAGUCAUAAUUUCGACACUUUAGACGAACAUAUUAUAGAAGACGAGCCAAUACUGAACCGAAAGUCUUUACGACAAAGACUAAUACAAUUGAUGUCUCAAACACUUCCAUCAGAUAAGCCGUUGUGGCAAAUCCGCUAUGCAUUCGCCCAAUACUGCAAUCAAGUCGUGCUUAUCGUUCGCGUCCAUCAGUCCCUCUCGCAGUCCGGUCUCGUCUCCAUUCUCAUUCAAUACCUGUCCGACUCUCCGCCCCCUCAGUCCACUAUUAAAGCCCGAUUCGGUGGCUCUACCCUUCCCAUCAACAUAUUCAGAGCAGUCAUCGUAGGUCCGCUCACAUUCUUCUUAUGGAUUGUGUGGGCAUUCACUCGAAGACAUAAUAAUUACCUCAAGAAAUCAAAAAACAAAUCAUUCAAAUCCAUUUACUGGACAGCCAUUGAUCUGCCCCGGGUCUACAGAGUUAAACAAGUAACGCGAAGCACGUUAAAUGAUCUCUUGAUAUCGACGAUCUCCGGUUCGGUCAGAGCUUAUCUCACUACGAGAGCCAAAAUACUAAACCCUCCCGACCUUAAUAUAUCGAUUCCCAUUGAUAUUUGUCCCAACAAUCACAUGGAGGACAGUCUUGUGGGCGUUAACUAUGUUUUAGGCGCAAUUCCGCGACUCUGGGAGGUUAGACAUCUCAUGGAAGAGCUCAAGACUUCGGCCGACACGGCUGUCAUUAAUAUCAGUGGACCGGACAGUAAUGUCAGUAUCGGUUCCUAUCGUCUCAACAAAGUCUUAUACUUCAUGUCUGCGCCGUCUUAUUGUUCGCUUGCAUUCAAUGUGUUCUCAUUCAAUGGCAAACUGUAUGUCUCCAUCUGCUCGACAUCUCAAUUGAUUCCAAGUGCUAAAGGAUUAGCAAAACUCUUCAAAAUACAACUCAAUCGACUGUCCAUUUUGUUGAGCCGCAGACGAGUUCCCGGUGAGUCCCGGAGACGCAAGAAGAGUCACAUUCCCUAUGAAUCGCCCCUUUAUAUGAACCCAACCACCGAUGGAGUCAUAGAUCUGACCAACAAAUUACAUGAAGUCCAGUAUGAGUUGCAUAAACUGUCCGAACAGUUCGAUAGCGGAGAACCAGCUUUUAUUAAGAGAUACGAAGAACUCAAAGACGAAUUCACAGGACUUUUGUUUGAAAUGAGACGAAGAAAGUCCAUCGCAGACAAGGGAACUAAUAUUCUCAUCAAUAUUGAGGACGAAGAGGACGACGACAACGACGGAGAGCUAAGACCUCCUCCUCCGCGACGGUUCUCUGUAGUGAGUUAUGGCCGGAGAGCGAGUGCCAGCUUCGUGUCGAGUCUGCCGACCUCCUCGUCUCGGGUGACGCCUCCCAUUCUGUCGCGCAGAGCAAUGGCCACAUCGCCGGAGCCCCCGAGCAGUCCGGAGGUGGCGUUUAAGAGCGAAACUGAAUGUUAAUGUGUUUUGGAUAAUAAGUGAUACAUAUAUUUGUCAGUCUUUCGAUUUGCAAC
Messenger RNA from Oppiella nova, 2018 nucleotides. Lineage: Eukaryota; Metazoa; Arthropoda; Arachnida; Sarcoptiformes; Oppiidae. The record is from the annotation of a GenBank genome assembly.